This is a messenger RNA of Pieris macdunnoughi, 1128 nucleotides long. Lineage: Eukaryota; Metazoa; Arthropoda; Insecta; Lepidoptera; Pieridae. The record is from the annotation of a GenBank genome assembly.
AUGAAACCUAAUACAGAAAGCAGUGGAGACUUCACGCCGGUUGUAACUGCAACAUGUAAAAGUGGAGUUAUGUCAAUUAGAAUCAACUUUAGCCUGCCCUUCAGUGGAGUAACACAUGCUCGAGAAUACAGAAAUCCAGCUUGCAUGGCGAUGGGCAAUGGGAGUGAAACUGUGGGUUUCGAUAUUAAUCUCAACGCAGUCAAAGGCUCGCCUGACUAUUGUGGAGUUUUCUGGAAUAACCGAACAGACGAGCGCUCCUUACCACUAGCAGUACGCGUUCACAGGACAUUGGAGCUCGCUGACGACAAAUUCUAUGUCAUCACGUGUGGCAAGGCCGGCUUUAGAAACGCAAGAAACGAAACCUCAUUGGUAUCAUUACGAUUGCUAAAUUCAGAGGGUAGGAAAGUAUUGAAUGCGGCUUAUGGUCUGCCUUACACACUCCGAGCUGAGAUGAGCAAACCUGACGGAACACACGGCAUUCGCAUGAGAAAUUGUUUUGUUUUCAACAUGCGUAAUAACACCGUGGAUCUUCUAGACAGGAGAGGAUGUCCUGCAAAAGAACAAACCCUGAUCGUUAGGUCUGACACGACCACCGCUGAAAUAGCAAUACCACAAAUGUUCAGGUUCUCUGACUCCUCACAAAUCAACUUCCAGUGUGAUAUAGGAAUUUGUAAAGGCGCCUGUGCAACGAUAGAUUGUUCCAUCGAUGGCCCAGAACCAAACGACGAGGAAGGUUCAGUCACAGCCUCAACCGGAGCUUUUGUCCUAGAUCCAAACGAUAGUGCAGUUGCAGCUCUAGCUUGCGUCGAUGAAGGCGUCCAUCCACUGUGGCUUCUGUACUUGGCAAUCGCUCUGGGAGUCAUGUUCCUGGUGAUGCUGCUCGUCAACUGUUUCCUCUGCACUGCCAUGACGUGCUCCUGCGCUAGGACUGAUGUUAUAGAAAAGGAUCCGUCGGUAGUCGAAGAUUAUGACCCUUACCGCAGCUGGCAUGGAAGUCAAUAUGGAAGUCGCUAUCCAUCUUCCACCAUACACUCAGCGAGAUCGGUAUCUGAUAACAGCGAUCACUACGCAAUAGUACAGUCAAGACCCGGCAGUCGACACUCAGGAAUGCAUCGAAGUCGACAUUGA